Molecule: messenger RNA, 1539 nt
Organism: Closterium sp. NIES-67
Lineage: Eukaryota; Viridiplantae; Streptophyta; Zygnematophyceae; Desmidiales; Closteriaceae
Source: the annotation of a GenBank genome assembly
GCAGCAGCAGCAGCAACAACAGCAACAGCCCAGAGUGCUUCCGUGCCCACCACCAAGGAUCGCAGCAGCGAGGGCGGUACUGGGCGGGGCGGCGGCAUGGCUAAGCGCAAGCGCAGGUACUCGGCGGAGGAGGAGGGGAAGCGGCUGCUGAACCAGUGCAGCAAGCACCGCGACCUCAAGACCGCGCUCUCGCUCUUCGACGCGCACGUGGCGGGCACGGGCCCCGCGUUCAAGACGUACGAGUACAACAUCCUGCUUUACCUCUGCUCGCUCGUCGCCAUCACGGGGGAGCAUGGAGGACAUGGUGGCGCACCGCGCCACCGCUCGUACGACCCCGCGCUGCUCGCCUUCUGCCGCCAGGGCGACCUGCCCCGCGCCGAGGAGGUCUUCCAACACAUGGCUGCAGGGGGGCUUGCCGCGCUGCCCGAACAGGUUGCUGCGCUGCUGGACGUGAGCGUGCGGGCGGGCAGCCCGGGCAGCGUGUACAAAAACAUUCACCGCAUGCGGAAAGUUGCGCGUGGGCUGCCCGAGGACGUGAUAGGGUCGUUGAGAGCUUGGUUUGAGUCCGCCAGUGCGAGACAGGGAGGGGGGGAUGGUGAGGGGGAGACGAGAGCAGAGGAGGCAGGAGAAUCAGGCAGCUGUGAGGGGGAGACAGAGGUGAAGGGGGAGGGGGCGGAGGCAGGGCGGAAGACAUGGAGCUGGGAGGAGGCGGAGAGGGCGAUGAGAGUGAACGGGGGGGGAUGGCACGGGCCGGGCUGGACCAUGGAUAGCCACAACGCAGGGGCCGCAGGGGGCAAGGGCGGCGAGUGGCAGGUGCAGGACGUGCUUGUGGACGAGGUGGGCGUGUGCAGCGGGUGCGGCGGGCAGCUGGCGACCAUAGACCUGGACGACGAGGAGACGGAGCGCUUUGCCCGCGCCCACGGGCCGUUCAGCGCCGUGGUGGACGCGGCGAACGUGGGACUGUACCACCAGAACCUCGCGCAGGGCGGGUUCAACUUCUGGCAGCUCCACUCCGUCGCCAAGGCCGUGGCCGCCCUCGCACCCGCCGCCCCAGGCUCGGCCAUGCCUUCAGAGGCGUCCUCAGACUCCCCCUCCGCCUCCCCGCGCCUGCCGCUGCUGGUGGUGCACCACAAGCGCGUGAAGGGUGGGCCGGCGGCGCAGCCGUUUGCGCAGCAGUGCCUGGCACAGUACGAGCAGCAGCACUGCCUCUACACCACCCCCACCGGCGCCAACGACGACUGCGAGGGCGGCUGGCACUUCCCCAAGGCGCAGACUGCAGGGGGGCAGGGCACCGAGGGCGGGGAGAAUCAGGGAGCAGGGGAGGGGGAAGUGGAGAUGCAGGGAGAAGCGGAAGGAGAGAGACAAGGGAUGCAAGGGGGUGAGGGGGAGGGGGGUAGCGGAGAGGGUGGAGGGGGCGUGUUUGAUGAGUGGCUGUGUGUGCAGUGGAAGAAACAGUGAGGGGAGGGGGGAGGGGGAGUAGAGGAUGUGCCAGCGCCGGACUGGAGACGUCAUCAACGUGGAGCAGAGCUGUAGAAUCCG